Messenger RNA from Spodoptera frugiperda (fall armyworm), 4871 nucleotides. It is a transcript of the gene CenB1A, whose product is annotated as arf-GAP with coiled-coil, ANK repeat and PH domain-containing protein 2. The record is from RefSeq and is a predicted model, not a curated record. Bases 124 to 2547 code for a protein of 807 amino acids. Gene Ontology annotation, cellular component: cytoplasm. The transcript has 20 exons. Gene Ontology annotation, molecular function: protein binding; GTPase activator activity. Lineage: Eukaryota; Metazoa; Arthropoda; Insecta; Lepidoptera; Noctuidae.
CAUGUCAUGUUGUCAUGUCAAAUACUACAACUACGAGAACUGUGUGAAGUUUUUUGUGUUCUGUGUGGAAAUGAAAUAAAAUAUUUUGUGUUAACCAUUCAGUGAAAUAAAGUUUUAGUGAAAAUGAAGCCACUAAUAGAUUUCGAUGAAUGUCUGAGAGACUCUCCAAAAUUUAGGGAGCAGCUGGAAACUGAAGAAGCUAGCAUCGAUUCACUGGAGCAGAAACUCGAUAAAGUGCUCAAAGCAUGUUCUGUGAUGAUAGACUCUGGUAAAAUCUACAUGAGUCAUAGAGGGACAUUUACAAAUGCAUUAUGGGACCUGACUGGGAGCUUUGCAGAGGAUCCACCAGUGAUGGCAACACUUAACAGAAUGAUCCAUUCCUUGCAAGAGAUGAACAAGUUCCACACCAUCCUACUGGACCAAGUCUCCAGGACUGUGCUCAAGAAUCUCACUGCUUUUAUUAAAGUAGAUAUCAAAGGUGUCAAAGAAAGUAAGAAUCACUUUGAAAAAAUCUCAAACGAUCUGGAUACUGCUCUAAAUAGGAAUUCACAGGUAUCUCGCCACAAAUGUGUGGAAGUGGAGGAGGUGAUGAAUCUCUUGCUGGCGACGCGAUCAUGUUUCCGUCACACGGCGCUCGAUCACGUGCAGAAGAUCACCAUGCUGCAGGCAAGGAAACGGCACGAAAUACUGGCUACGUUCCUGUCGUACUUGCAAGCGUGCUGCACCUAUUACCAUCAAGGUGCUGACUUGUCGGAGGAUUUGGAGCCAUUUCUUAAGACCACCGCGGAAGACAUCGCAGCUAUGCGUAACGACACAAAAAUACUUGACAAAGAGAUGGAGAACCGUCAUACGAUUGUGAACAGUAAGGACACCGUGCUACCCAGCUGUAAGACCAGUGAAGCUGAAGGAGAUUGCAAAGACGGCCUAUUGAGUACACCGUGCCUCAAAAACUUACCGCGAAUGCAAGGAUAUCUCUUUAAAAGGACAUCGAAUGCCUUCAAGACAUGGAAUAGGAGAUGGUUUUAUUUAUACGACAAUCGUCUAGUGUAUAGGAAAAGGACAGGGGAGUUGAACGUGACAGUAAUGGAGGAAGACUUGAGGCUGUGCACUGUGAAGCCUGUACUGGAUGGCGAGCGUCGGUACUGUUUCGAAGUGUUGUCACCAUCAAAGAGCCACAUGCUUCAAGCAGACUCAGAAGAAAUGCUCAACUGUUGGAUAACAGCGCUACAGAACGGGAUCCGGUCCGCUAUACAGCAGGGACAAAGCCGGGAGCAUCCUGACACACAACUCAUACUGGUACCAGACGAUAGACCUUCGGAGAACAGGCACAGCGUCGCCAACGUUAGGGGUAUGAGGAAAAUCAGGAUAUGGGAGCAACUGUUAAGUAUUCCAGGAAAUAACUACUGCUGUGACUGCGGCAGCCCUAACCCUCGGUGGGCUAGCAUCAAUCUUGGCAUCACACUCUGUAUAGAAUGUUCUGGCAUACAUCGUUCGCUUGGAGUGCACGUUAGUAAAGUAAGGUCCCUUACUUUGGAUGACUGGGAACCUGAGAUCAUAAAGGUGAUGGCAGAGCUUGGUAACAAAAUAGUGAACAUGAUCUACGAAGCUAACGCCGAAGGAACAACAAUAACAAGAGCUACACCGGACUGUGAAACGAACGUGCGCGAGACUUGGAUCCGGUCGAAGUACGUGUCGCUGCUGUUCGUGAAGGACCUGGUGGGCGGCGGCGCGCUGGCGGCCGACAGUCCGCUGCGGACCGGCCGACGCUGGUCCGUACGUCGCGCCCGACGCAGAGUCCGUGCGGCUCCUGCGGUGCCGGAAACUAUCAAUGAUGAGAAGAGCGAUGCCAACAGUAACACGAGUGUGUCAGAAAGUUCAAGCAAGUCUGACGGCAGUCCAGUGUUGUUGAUCGGCACGGAGCUGGCCAGUGACCGCGGCGUCGACCUCAGCCUGCCUUCUGACCACGACUCCACUGAGGGAGAGGACAGCGAUGAACUAGCGGCGGAGGAGAUGUCCCGGCUGUCGGCCGACGCGGUCCUGUCGCAGGCCGCGCGAGCUCACAACGUCGCCGUCAUGCGGGGCGCACUCGCCGCCGGCGCGGACAUACACGCGCGGGGACAUACUGGCCGCACCCCGCUACACGCCGCCGUGCUCAGUGGAUCAGUGAUGGCGUGUUCAUUCCUGCUGUUGAACGGUAGCAAGUUAAACUUGCAGGACGAUGAUGGGAAGACUCCUUUACACCUUGCCACGGAAGCUGGUCACACUGGACAGGUUUGCCUACUACUCAAGUACCGAGCGGACCAGUCGAUAGUUGACAAAGACGGACAGACGCCACUAGACAUCGCCGUCAAUAACGCCAACGCUGAUAUUGUUACACUUUUAAGGCUGACGAAGUUGAACGAGGAGAUGCGAGAGAGCGAGAUGUCAUCGAACGACGACACGUACAACGAGGUGUUCCGCGACUACACGCAGCUCGCGCACUCGCACCCCGAGCGACUCGUGCGGGCCAAGCAUAACAACAACGAAGGAGAACAACCAAAUGAAUGACGCAACGAGUCGGGCGGUCGGCGGCGAUGGCUGUGGUAGCGACCACUACUAGCUCAGUAGCCGAGCGGAACCCAUAUAUACAUACAUACAUGUGUGUGACGUCACACAGGAAGACUCAGAACUAUUAAACAAAUCGAGGUAAACGUGCAUAUUCUGUGAAAUAGUUCAUAGUUAAAACAGAUUAAAAAAGUUUGCAGUGUAGUUUAUUUUUCUAGCUCUAUAGUACUAGUGUUAAAAUUCGGCUUAGUCGAUUUUUUUGUGACAUCACUAUGACUGCUUAUUUUUUUUUGUAAUCUGGUAACACAGGUUGUUGUUGCCAGACUAAUUUCACAGAUAACAUAAUAUUGUACCUUUUUAGUACUGUAUUUGGUAUGCUAGAUAAUGUUUUUAGGCUAUGGUCUUCCCAAGUGAAGAGUCAAAUUAGCGCUCUGAACAACGCAAAGACAUUUGUGCUAAGUACACUAUAAGGCUGUUUGGGCUUCAUAAAGUCCUUCAAUGUUACGAAUCUUUUUUAUAUAUUUAGUAGAAUAACUGGAUAUUAAUAGUAUCUUGUUUGAAAUUCCUGUUGAUGGCUAUAAGCGUACUAAUAAAAUAAAAUAAACUAAAAUGAAAUAAUUAUAAAACACGCUAGUGCUUCUAAGACCGUAGGUCGGUAAAGUGAUCUCUGUUAAAAUUUAAUAUGUAAUAUGACUUAUAUGAAACUAUUUGCUGCCAAACAAACAUAAUCAUUUUACAAUAGAAUUAAUCAUUCAACGAAGUUUAAUGUUUUUUGAAAUAUAUAUAUUUAAAUCUCUCUUUGCAAUGGUGCCAAGUAGAAUAAAACUACACUAGCGCCGCUACUAUAGAAACUUUACUAACAAAAAAUACACAUUUUUUUAACGCCAAAAUUAUGAAAGAGACAACACAUUAGAUGCACGAAAUAGUAAAAAAUUUAAAGGAAAGAUUAAUUCUGUCCUUUUCUAGUUACACAUGCUAGAGCAAGACAGCAAUAGGUCUUUUGUAGGUCUCACUCCAUAUUAUGAUAUUUUCUAUGGCUUAACAAUUUUCUCUGGUUACUUCCAUACUUGUUGACUUAGCGUAAAGCUGAGGUGUAUAUAAUAAAAAUAAUCGAUAUUAUUAUAAUAAUUAUAAUAACUAUUGUUAAUAAAAUAAUGUUAUUGAUGCAUAGCGUAUUAAAUGGUUGGGGUGGCGAGAUGUAAGCUUUAAAUGUUAGUGUAUUAAGUAUGUAUACCUUGAUGUAUUGUCUGGAAUAAUAUAUUUAGACCAUAGUACAGGUUAAUCACCUGUUCAGUGAUUGACAGUACAUAAUGUACCUUAACAGUAUGGUAAUAAAUUUGAUGUUUCAAUGACACGUCGGAAUGAAACUAUCUGUAUGAAAUUACAUGCGACAAUGAGAUAUAAUGAGGUCUAUGUCUGUUUCCUAAGCUCCUAAAAUCUUGCUUCCUAAUAAAAUAAAAAUUAAAAGAUAUCUUUCCUCCCGCCAUUGCGCGAUCGCAUCAAGUUAUGAAGAGAGCCAUAAUUCAAAGGGUGGUGUGAUUUAUCUUUAGUAAACCAAAGAUUUUAAGUAUUGGUUUUAAUAACGUUACUUAGAUAUUAUUUUUGUGUAAUAACUAUCGUGAGACGUACUCAAUUAUACAUAUAAUUGAAAUGUAGGGCUUACUCACUUGAAACUGUUCGAGAAAAGCUCUACUAGUUUCAAGUCAUACCGCGAAUGCGUUAGUGUGUCGCCACCGCCUCCUCCGUCAUUCGUACGUGGAGAAUGUAUGAGUCCCGAUGUGACUUGAAACCAGUAGAGAUUUUCUCAAUAGUUUACGUGAGUAAACCGCAAUUUCAAAUUAAAGUUAGAUAUUAUACCUAGUUAGUUGGAAACUAUAAGGUUAAAUUAUUCAAGGCCUAUGUUUUUCUCCAAAGGUUCCAAAUGUAUUGCGUGGCUUUUUAUGAAAUCCAAGUGCGAUUAACAUUCCUGUUUUAAAAAAAUAAAGCCAUUCCAAAAAUGUUGGCAUUUAAAUGUAUUUUUUUAAGAAUUCGGCUCAUACGUGAAUCUCAAUUGAAAUUUAUUAUUGUUAGCUCCUAUUGUUUUUUAUAUAUUUUAGUGUAAUAAUAUUAUAAUGUACACUUGCCAAAUUAUUGCAAUGUUCUCAACUUGCCUCUGUAAUAUUGCUUUUGCGAUUUAAUACAGCAAUUUUGAUAUUUUACCAGUAUUUUAUGAUCCUGUAUUACUCUGUAAAUAUACGACCUCUUUUAAGGAACGAGUUAUUGUUUGUAAAUGUUCAAAGUAUCUUGAAAAAUAUAUAAUCAAUAAAAUGCUACGAAUUCACUACUUA